Messenger RNA from Eruca vesicaria subsp. sativa (arugula), 1203 nucleotides. NCBI's taxonomy places the organism in Eukaryota, Viridiplantae, Streptophyta, Magnoliopsida, Brassicales, Brassicaceae. The record is from the annotation of a GenBank genome assembly.
AUGAAGAACGACCAAGAAUGUUCAUUGGUCAAUAUGAUCACACAUCUUCCUGAUGAUUUAUUGUUGAAUUGCUUAGCUCGCGUUUCAAGAUUAUACUACCCUAUUCUCUCUUUGGUUUCCAAGAGACUUCGCUCUCUCAUUGCAUCGCUCGAGCUUUACCAAACCCGAACACUCUUACGCCAUAGCGAGAGUUGUCUUUAUUUGUGCUUACGUUUCAGUUCUUCUUCUAACCCACGUUGGUUCACUCUAUGUCGAAGACCAUCUAAAAUCCCUAACCCUAAUAUUAACCCUAAUUCUAGCCCUAACCCUAACACACAAUGGUUCACUCCAUGCUUUAAACCACAUAGAAGCCUGAAGAAUCAGACUAAGAAGGAAGAGAAGAGGUCGAGCAACUAUCUUAUGGUAUCAGUCCCGACUCGCAAUUUCUCUGUUGAGUCCUUGCCGAAUCAUGCCGUAAUCGGUUCUAACAUCUACAGCAUUGGCAUCGACAGUAAGUUAUGCUCGGUUAAAGUAUUUUUCUUGGACUGUCGGUCUUACACCUGGCACGAAGCUCCAAGCAUGCGGAUGAAACGAAUCUGGCCACACAUGAGUGUUAUAGAUGGGAAAAUAUAUGUAGUGGAACAAUGGAACGUUCCUCCAUCGAAUUCGAUCGAGAUUUACGAUCCUAAAACCCAAAUAUGGGAUUAUCUGCCAUGCCCUAUAGCAGAGAUACUUGGCCAGAAGUUUAUGAUAAAAAGCUUAGCAAUAGACGGAAAGCUUUACCUGUGUGGAGAUAAGUGUAUGGUUUACAAGCCCAUGGAAAAUAAAUGGGAUGUCGUCUUAGGAUACGAGACUCUCUUCCUUUGGACUCAGUUUAAAUUCUCUUGUGUAAUAAACAACGUACUCUACAGUUCUAAACUGUCCAGAGUUAUUUCAUGGUACGAUUCCGAUGAAAGAAUUUGGAGAUAUUUGAAGGGUCUGGAAGAACUUCCUAAACUACCAAGGAGUUUUAGUCGACUCAGGUUGGUAAACUAUGGUGGCAAGAUUGCGGUUUUGUGGGAGAAGAGUGGUGUUUUCUCUAGGAAGAAGAUGAUUUGGUGUGCUGUGAUUGCGGUUGAAAGGCGCAGCGGACAAGAGAUUUAUGGGAUCAUUGAGUGGUGUGAUGUUGUGCUUACCGUCCCCAAGUCAUGCUGCGUAUUGGAAUCUAUUGCUGUUACGAUUUGA